GAACCCUGUGUUUAAAUAGGCCUGCUGGACUUUCUCCUCCCUCCAGAGAACUGCUCACACGCUAACCAACGGUGCUCACUCUGCUCUAGUAAGGAGAGCGCGCUUUUCCCAAAUGACCAUGCAAGCGGCUUUCUUCCCAUUCCUCUUGAUUGCCGCCCAUGUGUCCAUAGCCGUGGAUUGUAAGCCCAGGUCGAAGGACCCGGAGGCGCUACAGCUUAAGCAGAGCUCAGGUACGCCAUCCAGGAGGACACAUAACUACAUUCUUCCAAGUGCCGGAUCCAUGAGGAAACGCUUUCUUGGCCACUUUCUGGUUGUUCAUCCAGUAAAGACACACAAGCGCAACUAUGUGUCCAUAUUUGACCUGAAAAGAAAGCGUUUUGUGUGCAUGGACUUGGAGGGAGAGCUGUACAGCUUUAAACAAAAAAAGUUCAUCGGCACAAACCAGCGUGUUGUGACUUCCUCUCAGAAUGGAUGUCAGCUUCUACUUUCUCACCCCAAGUCAUCAGGGCAGUCCUCCAUCUCACCAAAGCGCUUCCUGGCCCGCUUAGUGAGUAGACAGAGGAGAAGUGAGGAGGUGAACCCGUCUGACCCGUUAAGGUCUGAGUCGCAGCCCUCUCAUUCCGUCAAUGACCACAAAGAAUUGGAUCACCGCCAGCCGGAGCCGGACCAGACGGGAGCUGUGUCAAAAGAGACCAUCCCUUCCAGUGAUGACGACCCCUUAAAAGUCUUGCAUGCAAACGGGCCUGUGAGUCCAGUCAAGACCAACAUAGCGGACCGAGCGGAACAAGAGUGACAUCAACUUGGGCAAAUGGAAUGAAGGGGUGAACACUGGAAGGGUGAAAACGGUCCGUUUCCGGAAGAUGGUCAAAACAGAAAAUGAUGACGUAAAACCUCUGCUAUUUUUUCAGGCAGGUUUUUAACAUUUUUGAGAAGUGAGUGAAUUGUUGUUUUUUUAGAAAAUAUGUUUAAAAAAAGCCGCCAACGUUAUAAACGACGAAGAUGCGUCACCCCAUGCAUCUCAAUUUUUCUUCUGUGUCAAAAGAAGUUUAAAGUGAAAGACUACCAAGUGAUGGUUAUGUUGACACUGGAAUUUGCUUCUGUGACUUAACUUGAAGAUCAUUUCCAAAAGACAUUUGGGCCACCCAUGUUUUAAGUGAGCAAAAGUAUUGGAACGGAGCUUAUUCAAUUAUUCUGAGUUAACGAACACCUCUAGAUCUAAAUACCAUGAAAUGAAAGCUGGAAGUCCCAACUUUUCAUUCAUAUUCAAAACCCCAAAUUUCUUCAAGAGACAAUAAAAACAAAAGACCUUGCCGUUCCAUUACUUUUGGAGGGGACUAUACUUUUAUGUAACACCCUGUUGUGGCUGGUCCUUCUUUUGAAACAAGUGUUUUAGACUUAAUCCUUUGAUACUCAACGAACUGAGGUCUUUUGAGGUACGAUGACGAAUUUUCUGAUCCAGGAUGGAUCUAACUUUGCCAAGUGUGGUUCUAGACUGAUGAUCACGUGGUGACAAAUGCAGUCAGAGGGAUCGUUUGGAAACAUUGGAUGGUGUCAUGAGGCAGGUUGGGUUCAGCACAGGGUUUUUCGUCAGUUAAACUUUAACCCUCUGGACGAGAUGUGGCAAUGUUUGUUGUGCAUAUGGGAAAUGUGUCAUCUUUGGGAGCAAUUGUGCUUAUUUAUAAAUGUGUAGAUUAUUAUUUUUUUUUUUAAAUGCUUCAUGUAUAAAUUCAUCAGAACCAGCUAGUGUGUUUGCUAUUCAUAUUAGGUGCCGGACACCAA
Syngnathus acus (greater pipefish) is the source of this 1779-nucleotide messenger RNA. RefSeq lists its product as uncharacterized. Lineage: Eukaryota; Metazoa; Chordata; Actinopteri; Syngnathiformes; Syngnathidae. Bases 113 to 793 code for a protein of 226 amino acids. The record is from RefSeq and is a predicted model, not a curated record. The transcript is spliced from 3 exons.